AUGAUUAAGCUCGCCGUUCUUCUACUAUUCGUCACCUAUGCUGCAGCAGGAGGAGGUCAUAGACGGAGAGGCCCAACAAGAUGCGGUCUUCCCUCGUUCACCGGCCGCUUACCAGAAGACGCUCAGGAGAAAAUCAAGAAAAUCUGGGAGCACUACGAAGACGGUCAAGGAUGUGACAAAGAACAUCAAGAAACUAAGGAUAUACUCGACGAACUACCCGCUGAUGUUAGAAAUCGAGCGAUGCGACCGAGAGGUCCAGCAUUCCUCAAAGGUGUUUCCGAUGAGGUACGCGCUAAAUUCGAUGCUUUAUGGAAAGAUCAUUCGAUUUCAAGGGAGGAGAAGCCGGAGAAAUUCAAGGAACUAGCCGAAAAGGUUCUGAACGCUGAACAAUUGAAGGAGUUCAAUAAAUUCCAUGCGGCUCUACAACGACGACGAGAUGAGUUCCAGAAAAAGCUGAAGGAGCUCACUCCUGAAGCUCGUGCUGCACAUGAAAAGCUUUCCAAGCUCAGAGAGGAAAGACACAAGAUCUUCAUGGAAGCCAGUGAAAGUGUGAGAGGGGAACUGAACAAACUUUACCAUGAUGACAGAAGAAAGCAGAUGGAACGAAGGAAACGUCAAUGA
Necator americanus (New World hookworm) is the source of this 621-nucleotide messenger RNA. RefSeq lists its product as uncharacterized. Bases 1 to 621 code for a protein of 206 amino acids. NCBI's taxonomy places the organism in Eukaryota, Metazoa, Nematoda, Chromadorea, Rhabditida, Ancylostomatidae. The record is from RefSeq and is a predicted model, not a curated record. The transcript has 6 exons.